Molecule: messenger RNA, 879 nt
Organism: Aedes albopictus (Asian tiger mosquito)
Lineage: Eukaryota; Metazoa; Arthropoda; Insecta; Diptera; Culicidae
Exons: 1
Coding region: 1-879 (292 amino acids)
Source: RefSeq, a predicted model, not a curated record
AUGGAAACAAUUCCAUCGGGUCCAGUUCGAUCGUCCGAAGAGAAUCGCUGUGAAGAGCUGUACGCUGCAACGACGACGCGCGAUGCGACAGGAAGGUACAUCGUUCGCCUCCCGAGGACCGAAGAUCCUGAAAAGGUUCUGGGAGAAUCCAGAUCAAUCGCGGAUCGACGCUUUCUGAGCCUGGAACGUCGCCUUGGAAGAGAUCCUGCAACUAAGGACUCAUACGAUCGGUUCAUGGACGAAUAUCUGCACCUUGGCCACAUGAAGAAGGUGUCAGAGCCUGAUGAUCGUAUCCCACACUGCUACAUUCCCCACCACGUCGUAUUCAAGGAAUCGAGCACGAUCACGAAGGUCAGGGUAGUCUUCGACGCGUCAUGCAAGACCUCGUCCGGCUACUCCUUGAACGACACGCUCCUGGUUGGACCGGUUGUCCAGCAGGACCUCUACUCCAUCUACUUGAGGUUCCGGACGCGAAUCAUCGCUGUCGUAGCAGACGUGGAGAAGAUGUACCGGCAAGUGUUGCACCACCCCGAGGAUCGAUCAUUCCUCCGAAUUCGCCAUCGCACCAGUCCAUCCGAUCCCAUCGAGACGUACGAGCUGCAAACCGUCACCUACGGCACCGCAAGCGCACCAUAUCUUGCAACGAAAACUCUCCAGCAGAUCGCCAAGGAUCAAGCGGAACUGUAUCCCGCUGCCGUCGAACCUGUCGUCGAAGAUUUCUACGUUGACGAUUUUCUGUCUGGCGCACCGGACGUGGAAUCUGCUGUAGUUCUCCGACAGCAAGUCACCGCUAUGCUCGGAUCCGCUGGAUUCACCUUGAAGAAAUGGGCGUCGGUCUGCUGUGGGAUCCGAAGGCCGACAACCUUCGAUUCAAAGUAG